This is a messenger RNA of Xenia sp. Carnegie-2017, 2062 nucleotides long. RefSeq lists its product as uncharacterized. The coding region runs from base 199 to 1050 and encodes 283 amino acids. NCBI's taxonomy places the organism in Eukaryota, Metazoa, Cnidaria, Anthozoa, Malacalcyonacea, Xeniidae. The record is from RefSeq and is a predicted model, not a curated record. The transcript is spliced from 10 exons.
UUCGUAGUUUGUAUGUAUACAAAUAUAAAUGAAGUAUUUGCAUGAAUACAAUUGAAGAGUGGUUGAACUGAAAACCGCGAUAAGAGUUUUAUUGUCUUCGACAGAUGCUUAAAAAGGGCAAUAGACAGCUAGAGUAUUUCAUGCGAUAUAUUAAAGAUUCAAAAUUGUUGUUUGCGAAACGAACAUAAACAAAUCGCGAUGUCUAAAGAACAUAUGUUUCAUGUAAUCUACGUGUUUAUCAUUUGCUCUUUGUUUCAUCAACUGAUGAUGCAAACAUCCAAAGCACAAAAUAAUGACAAGAUAUCUCGUUUGCGGAGCUUCAUAAACCAAAAGUAUACGACAAAGACGAAUACUUUACACAGUAAAAAACGCUUGUCUCGUUCGACAGACUUUUCCAUGGAUUAUUGCUAUAAACACAAAGUAUCAGGAAAAGGAUUUAAAAUCGAGAAACAUGGUCUCAAUGUGACGUUGAAUUGUACUAAAGAUGGUGAUUGGUGGUCAGCAGUUAUCAAAUGGAAAAAACCAAAAUCUCAGGCUGGAAUGGAUGAUUGCGUUGGUUACGUAGUAAGAUGGCAAAAUUAUGAAGAAGACGACUUAUGUGCAAUUAUUGAUAAUGAGAACAUAACAACUUAUACAAUAGACUCAACAAAAGAGUGGGGACAAAAUGAAGAAGGAGACGACAGUUUAUAUUUUAUAGUGUUUGCACUUCCCCUUGCAAAUGUAACGAGUGUAUAUGAAAAUCGUGUUUUAAAUGUAAAAAAGUCAUGUCUUGAAAAAAAGUUCACAACUACACACGAUACAACUUACGAGCAAUCGACUAUUAUUUCUGAAGAUUUAAGCAGAACAGGCAUGACCACAGAUAAGCCAAAGAUGAGCAGUGAAGCAACACUUUCAACGAACGUAGACAAUAAUAAGCAGUUAAUAUAUCGUUCCAAAAAACCAGUGGUGAAUAAAGUAAUCUUCUCUAUCGUGAUGACAUUUGUUUCGCUUCUCAUUCUUGUCAUCGCCGUUGUUUUGUACCACAAGAAGAAACCAUUUUCUUGUCUUUAGCAGGAGAUGGCUCAAAUUUCCUUUCGUACCAUCCGGAAGAUGAAGAAGAAGCAAUCACUAUUGCAAAAUGGCUAGAAAAGCAUGAUAUUGGUGUUGUGAUUGACAAAUUUUGUUACAUCAAGUACAAUCACACUCUAUGGAGCGAUCAACAGCUAGCCAAGGCUGAGAAGACAAUUAUGAUUGUCACUCCAAAAUAUUUAAAGAUAUGCAUGCUUCAUCAAAAAGAAGACACAAAAGAUGAAUACAUGUCCAACAGCAACCGACAAGUCUGCAGUGAAAUCCGUCUAAUACGAGAUAUAGUUAUUUCGGAGCGCUUUAAGUCAAAAAAAAUUAUUGGAAUUUUAAUAGAUGUCAAGUCAGAAGAUUUGCCUCAUUGGAUGUCGAAUUUAUCGCUUUAUAAUUAUCAGAAAAGAAAUGGUGUGGAUGUGAACAUCUUACAGUUCUUGAAAUCUCAUGGCAAAUAAGCAAAUGAAAUUGAAGUUUUGAAAUGAAAAGAAUAAAAUUUGUGAUCAUGAAUUUUGAUUUCUCUGAAGUUAUGAUCGUUAUAUAGCUUUAUCGCUAACAAUUACAAACAAAUUUACUUUAUGACUAAAACAUUUUACUUCAUGAUCAUGGCAGUUGCCACCAUCGUUUUCACUUGCUACAUUGAAUGUAAAUAUGUGAUUAUACUUGAUUAAGCUUUUUACAGAAGUAAAUAACGUAAAUAGUCAAUUGCAAAGCUAUCUUGACAUUAAAUCAAACAAUGUAUAUAUAUUUGCUAAUUUUUUGAGAUACUUUGCUUACUUUAUGUUUCAUGUAUGGUAUAACAGUUUUUCAUGUGUUUUUUUAUUGGUAUUGUAACUAUAUAAAACAUGUUAUAAAACAUAAUGCAUAACUAUAUAAAGCGUUAAAUAUAUAAAACAUUUUUCAUUGGUAUUGUAACUAUAUAAAACAGUGUGUUGCCAUGAUUUUUCUCAAUGCAAUUAGCUGUAAUCUCGAAUAUUUAUGAUUAUAUAACACAUUUAUACUGUUA